AUUCCCCUUCACUCUCUAUCUCCACUAUACAUUUUCUCCCUCUCUCCAUACACAUUUUCGAUUUUUCUUCUAUUUUCUCUCUAAAGAAGCUAUGGAUCGGAGAUCAGCAGUCCUACUCGCAUUGAUCUGCCUUGUAGUGGCCACCCCGACAGCGGCUCCCGUUCAGUCGCCACCAUCUCCAGCUCCCGAGGCCGCGACUCCACCAGCUGAGUCUUCGCCGCCGGCUCCUGCUUCCGCCCCUCCCACCGAGGCACCAGCUAAGGCGCCUACACCAAGCAAGAAGAAGAGCAAGAAGCACGCUGCUCCUGCUCCGGCCCCCGAGCUGCUCGGCCCACCCGCCCCUCCCGUCGGAGCUCCCGGUCCCAGCGCCGACGUCAUUUCUCCUAGCCCUACGUCACUCAACGAUGAGAGUGGGGCAGAGCAAGUGAUGAGCGGUGUUGCAAUGGGAGCGGCCAUCGUGGGCUGGAUCUUCUUCUUCUAGAGAGAGAGAGAGAGAGAGAGACUAUUUAAUUUCUUUCCAUUUUUCUUUUCGGCAAAUCUCAGGAUAUCCGCGGGCCCACCAUAAUUAACAUAUAUUUUGUCUAUAUGUUGAUAUGAUCUAGAUCGGACGGCGGGGAUUUGCCAUAUUUUCGGCUCUCUUGGAUUCUUUGUUUGGUAGAGUGAGAGAGUGAAAAUUUGAGGGGAGAGGCUCUUUUUUAUCUUUUUCUACUUUUGUGUACUAUUAUUCACUGCUUUUGCUCUGUUACUUUUCUCCCCAUAUUAUAUAUUUUAUUCUAUUGAUUAUUUAUUCUA
Molecule: messenger RNA, 792 nt
Organism: Sesamum indicum (sesame)
Lineage: Eukaryota; Viridiplantae; Streptophyta; Magnoliopsida; Lamiales; Pedaliaceae
Source: RefSeq, a predicted model, not a curated record